UAGUUGUUACAACUUGUACUCCUAAUCCUAAUCCUAAUUGAAAGAUAAUACAAAAACUUGUUUUGGCACAAUCAGAAGUUUCAGAUCACAUAAUAUAAGUUAUACUUCUAGCUAGAGGUAACUCAUUCCAUUGCAGAACCAUUCUGCAAGGUUUUCUCCAGCCAACAUGGAGGCAACCAUUUCUGUCAUCCUGACUGAACUUGCAGGUAGAUCCAUAUCUUUCCUUGUAAGCAAAUACCUGAAUCAGCAAAAGCCGGCUCCAAGCGACGAUGAAAGAUUGGAGAACCUGCAAAGGCUGCUGCUGCGGUUUCGCAUCAUCGUCGACGAGGCGGAAGAACGGUGCAUCACCAACCAAGCCAUGCUGGAGCAGCUGAGCAUCCUGAGGAAGGAGAUGUUCAGAGGCUACUACACCCUGGACACCUUCAGGUGCAGAGCUCAUCAAGGCAAGGAUCAUCAUGGUGAAAGAGUUCUUGGGGACCUGGAGAACACCAUUGCUGAUGCUACUGAGUUCAUUGCAUUCUUAAGCAGUUGCCCUCGCCUUCAUCGUCAGCCGUAUAGCAUGUACUUGAUCUUGGACCAGUGCAUGUUUGGGCGCCAGACGGAGAUGGAAUAUCUCAUCAAUUUUCUCCUACAACCUGGGAAUCAUAGCACACUAGAACCAGGAGUUCUACCGAUUAUUGGUCCAGGGAGAGUUGGGAAGAGUACUCUUGUCGAGCAUGCCUGCAACGAUGAAAGGGUGCGCAAUCAUUUCUCGCAAAUUGUGUUCUUCACUCGAGCCGAUCUUGAAGAUGAAAGCAUUGUGGAUCUUAGAGAUGGCGGUGUAAUCAAACAUCGAAACCGUGCCUCGGGUGUAGGAAGGGUGUUGGUCAUUGUUGAACUAGAUGGGGAUAGGUAUUCAGAAGGACUAGAUAAAAAUAUCGAUGGGGUUUUAUUGGAAAGACUAUACUCGAUAUACAAAACUCGCAUUCCUCGCGAUAGUAAAAUCAUAGUCACAAGCCGAUCAGACAAGAUUGCGAGGUUAGGAACCACACCACCUCUCAGAUUACAGCUUUUAUCCAAGGAAGCCUACUGGUACUUCUUCAAGGUGAGAACAUUUGGGAGCAUGGAUGCUUCAGAGCACCCUGAAAUGGCAUCAAUAGCCAUGGACAUUGCAAUAGAAACUGAAGGGUGUUUCAUGGGUGCCAAUGUCUUCAGUAGAUUGCUGAGAUCAAAUGCCAACAGUCAUUACUGGAGCUUGGUUCUUGCAACCCUGAGAGAGUUCAAGAAGAAGAACCAGCAUAUUUGGUCAUUCAUGUAUGCUGCAGAUCAAAUUAAAGCUUUGGAUCGGGUGAAUGAACCAAGUGAAGAAGCAACUGAACUUCUUGUGAUUCUUGAUAACUAUCAAACAAUCUGCUCACAUGCAUCUUCCCACUGUGAAGCUGAAGCUGAAGCUCCCAAGAUAUCACUGGUAGAUGCUCUGUUUGGAAGUGUUAGGCCUCAAGGAAGAUUUGAUGCACUUGGAUGGAAAUCACAGAUAGCACCUUACUAUAGCUACAUGUAUAGUUGUGAGAUACAGAGGCCAAAGUGUUUGGCCGCUAGGAAGAACAAAAUGAAGAAGAAUGGUGGCUGAUCAUAUUAUGAGUUUUA
This is a messenger RNA of Oryza sativa Japonica Group (Japanese rice), 1626 nucleotides long. The record is from RefSeq and is a predicted model, not a curated record. NCBI's taxonomy places the organism in Eukaryota, Viridiplantae, Streptophyta, Magnoliopsida, Poales, Poaceae.